UGGCAAAAGCCGAACGAAACGAAAUGUCAAAUUGCGUGGUUGCAAGUCGCUUUUUCGCUAAUCAUUGUAAUCUUUUUGCUAAUUUAAGAUUAUUUACGUUGAAAAACCCAAAUAACUUGGUUUCUACUACCUUCAAAAAGAAAUUAUAUUCUACUAAACCAAGUUCGUUCUUCGGGGCGUCCACCUCCGCCGGAGUGAAAACCAUGAGCUUCAACUACCCCGAAGUGAGGCGGGAUGAGACCGUCGUGGACGACUACUUCGGGACCAAGAUAAGCGACCCGUACCGAUGGCUCGAAGACCCGGACUCCAAAGAGACGAAGGAGUUCAUAGACGCGGAGAACAACAUCACGCGGCCCUACCUGGACUCGUGUCCCGUGAAGAAAGACAUCAACGACCGUUUGACGGAGCUGUGGAACUACCCGAAAUACUCGUGCCCGUUCAGACGGGGCGACCGGUACUUCUUCUUCAAGAAUACGGGGCUGCAGAACCAGAGUGUCCUCUACGUCCAAGACACUCUGGACGGCGAACCUCGCGUGUUCCUGGACCCCAACAAGCUGUCUGAAGACGGCACCGUGGCGCUGUCGGGCAGCCGCUUCACGGAAGAUGGCGCCACCUUCGCCUACGGACUGAGUGCUAGCGGGUCCGACUGGAUCACCAUACAUUUUAAGGAUGUCGCUACAGGUGAAGAUUACCCAGAAGUGCUUGAAAAGGUGAAAUUUGCGUCCAUGUCCUGGUCUAAGGACAACAAAGGAUUAUUCUACUCUCGCUACCCGGACCAAACCGGAAAGACGGAUGGCUCGGAGACGGAAGUGAACCGCGACCAGAAGCUGUGCUACCACCGCCUCAACACGGCGCAGUCCGACGACGUGCUCGUGGUCGAGUUCCCGGAGGAGCCGCUGUGGAGGAUUGGAGCAGAAGUGACAGACUGCGGCAAAUACCUGAUCGUGUCUCCGGUGAAGGACUGCCGCGACAACCUGCUCUACUUCGCGGACCUCGGCAAGAGCCCCGACAUCAGCGGGAAACUGCCGCUCACGCAGAUCGUCUUCAAGUUUGAAGCUGAUUAUGAGUACAUAACGAACGAGGGCUCGGUGUGCAUCUUCAGGACGAACAAGGACGCGCCCAACUACCGCCUCAUCAAGAUCGACCUCGACAACCCCGCGCAAGAGAACUGGGAGACGCUCAUCGCUGAAGACGAGAAAGACGUGUUGGACUGGGCGUCAGCUGUAGACAAAGACAAGCUAGUCAUUCACUACGUUAGAGAUGUUAAGAGCGUCCUGCAACUACACAGCCUCACCACGGGCAAGAUGCUACAAACCUUCGACCUGGCCGUCGGCUCCGUGGUCGGCUUCUCCGGCAAGAAGGAGCAGUCGGAGAUCUUCUACGCAUUCUCGUCCUUCUUGACCCCUGGCGUCAUCUACCAUGUGGACUUUAAGAAGACGCCGCUGAAGCCUACGGUAUUCCGUGAAGUAGAAGUGAAAGGUUUCGACGCGUCGCAGUACGAAGUGAAACAAGUGUUCUACCCGAGCAAGGACGGCACUAAAGUUCCCAUGUUCAUCGUCCACAAGAAGGAUCUGAAGCAGGACGGGUCCAACCCGGCCCUGGUGUACGGCUACGGGGGCUUCAACAUCAACAUCCAGCCGAGCUUCAGCGUGACGCGGCUGGUGUUCAUGCAGCACCUCGACGGCAUCGUAGCUAUACCGAACAUACGCGGUGGCGGUGAAUACGGCGAGCGCUGGCACAACGCCGGCCGGCUGCUCAACAAGCAGAACGUGUUCGACGACUUCCAAUCAGCUGCUGAAUACCUGGUCAAAGAGAACUACACCCGCCCCGGCCUUAUAACUAUCCAGGGCGGGUCUAACGGGGGCCUGUUAGUGGCUGCUUGCAUCAACCAGCGCCCCGACCUAUACGGGGCUGCUAUUGUGCAAGUUGGAGUGCUGGACAUGCUCCGCUUCCAGAAGUUCACGAUCGGGCACGCGUGGGUGUCGGACUACGGCAGCUCCGACGACGAGGCGCAGUUCCGCUACUUGCUAAAAUACUCGCCGCUGCACAACAUCGCGCCGCCCGAUGGCAAUGGCAGACCAGAAUACCCCGCGACGCUAGUCCUGACAGCAGACCACGACGACCGCGUAGUCCCGCUACACUCGCUCAAGUUCAUCGCGGCGCUACAGCACGCAGUGAAAGGCAGCCCGCAGCGCCGCCCGCUGCUGGCGAGGAUCGACACCAAGGCGGGCCACGGCGGCGGGAAGCCUACUGCUAAGAUUAUCGAGGAGCACACCGACAUCCUGUGCUUCAUGUCUCAGGCGCUGGAGCUCAAGUUCCACAAGUGAGCGCCGCCGGCAGGCAUCAUCCACACCCGACACACCAUUAUAAUACCUAGCACCGACAGUUACUAUAUGUACUAAGUGCGAGUUUUUAUCUUCAUUCGAAGUUUGAUAAGUAAAUGUAAAUGAAUAUUUGCGUCAUUCGCAAUACAGCGACUUUCAAUUGUUUCUUUUUGGCGAUCGAGGUCCUAAAAAACUCGUACUUGGUUAAACUUAUGAAGUAAAGUAUAUUAACCGUUAUCCACACAAAAAUAGUACUUGGGCAUGCACUUUACUUAUUUUUUUGUGCUCAUUUUUUUUUUAUACGCACACAAUGAAAUUACAUAAUAUAAUCGAAAGACUGCAAAUAGGUAUUGUAAUGUUAUUUAUGCUGCUUUCUGGAAUUUAUAGCAUUACAGCAGCAUAAUUUUAAGUGAAUAUUAUAAUGUAUUUAGUUUUAACGGCUCUGCCAACCCAGGACUUGUACCUACUACCUAUUAUAAGGACGCUAUUCUUACUGUAAUAUUAAUGAUAAUUCUUUUGAGUAUUAUGUAAAUAAUUACAGGGUCACAUUGUCCAGCCUAUGAGGCAGUCAAAAUCUAACUUUUCCAUUAUUAUUUAUAAUUAAAAGCAGCAGUAUAGGCGAUGGAGAAUGCCGCCAACACUGCGUAGUCAUAAAGACGCCGAAAAAACAUACUGGCGAAUAAGUCACUAUUGAUACUUUAUGUAUUGGUCUAGCCAAUCCGAAUUUUGAGAUUAAAAUGGCUACCUGUGAUCCAAUCACAAUGCAGCACCAGAAUUUGUCAUCUUCAAUUAAAACUACUUUCGUGAACAUCUUAUAAAACUUAUAGCAUUUAAUGUAUACUGCCAUCCUUUCCCUCAUCACAGUAUUUACCAUAUAAUUUUUUGUGCCAAUAUACUCAUUUAUUUCUAAAUAAAGAGUAUACACCUGUAACUUGUCAUUGUCCAUAAUAUGUGUUACCAUUUUUACAAUUAACAAUACCAAUUUAAUUAUUUUUUUAAGUUUAUUGUUAUAAUAAUAGCAAUUCGGUAAUACAAUAACAUAGUUUUAUUUUUCAAUAUCAGAUAAACCAUCUUAUUUACUAACGAAAGAACAUUGUAUCCUAGACUAGACCACCGUACACUUAUGAUUUCCUGUUGAGACUGGUGAUAUUGUUAUCAAAUUGCUGCUAAUUUUUUUAAUAAUAAAACUUUGUUUUUAUUUUUA
This is a messenger RNA of Plutella xylostella (diamondback moth), 3528 nucleotides long. The record is from RefSeq and is a predicted model, not a curated record. NCBI's taxonomy places the organism in Eukaryota, Metazoa, Arthropoda, Insecta, Lepidoptera, Plutellidae.